Oncorhynchus keta (chum salmon) is the source of this 3328-nucleotide messenger RNA. It is a transcript of the gene gab2, whose product is annotated as GRB2-associated binding protein 2. The coding region runs from base 34 to 2070 and encodes 678 amino acids. The record is from RefSeq and is a predicted model, not a curated record. Lineage: Eukaryota; Metazoa; Chordata; Actinopteri; Salmoniformes; Salmonidae. The transcript has 11 exons.
AAAAAGCGUUGGUUCAUCCUGUGUAGUGGUCGUAUGUCUGGCGACCCUGACGUCCUGGAGUACUAUAAGAACGACCGCUCUAAGAAGCCCAUCCGGAUCAUCGACCUGCAUUGCUGUGAGCAGGUGGACGCUGGGCUGACCUUCAAGAGGAAGGAGUUUCAGGAUAGCUUCGUGUUCGACAUCAAGACGUCAGAGCGUACCUUUUACCUGGUGGCAGAGACCGAGGAGGAGAUGAACAAGUGGGUUCGCUCCAUCUGUCAGCUGUGUGGCUUCAACCAGUCAGAGCAGAACAACCACGACGGGCGGUCCUCCACAGCUCAUAUGGGCCGUUCCCUGGCAGCUGACCUGUCCAGUUCCAGUUCCCUGACCCCACUGACCAGAGAGCGAAAGUCGUCCGCUCCAGUCCACUCUUCCCAGCCCGUCCUGUUCACCUUCGACGUCCCGGUCCGUCACGGUGGGUCGCACAGUCACCACGGGGGCUCCCUGUCCAACAGCGCACCUCAGGACUAUCUUCUACUGCAUCAGUGCAUGAGCAGGAAGACUGAGAGCGCACGGAGUGCCAGUUUCUCCCAGGUACAGCACAGUAGCAAUCUGUUUGUGGGCAGUGACUCGGCGGUGCAGAAGUUCUCCCAUGGUUUCUCUCACUGUCUGAACGGGAUGGGCGCCCAGCUGCAUGGCUUCUACAGCCUGCCCAAACCUGGCAAGCACCAACUGGCCUCUGCGGUCGGGCCCAGGUCCUCCACACGGCCAGACUCCCCCCAGGAGGGCUACGUGCUACCCAGGGGGUACAGCUCUGAGGGGCCCUCAGAUCAUAGUCGCCUGGGAGACAUGGAUCAGCAGGAGAAUGAGGAGCUGUACACCUUCAAGACGCCUUGCAACACCCUGGCCACCGGCAACGACCGUAACCACAGUAACGACCGACACAGCAAUGACCAUAACCACAGCAACGAGCGUAGCAACGACCGGCAGACUGACAACUACGACCUCCCGACCCCGCCCGGAUCGUUCUACCAGAUCCCCCGGACGUUCGAUAAGAACCACAACGUGACGCCGUCUGGCUCCGAGUCAUCUAGUGGACCCCCUCCACGGCCCCCCAAGCCCAGCCAGGGGUCAGAGAGCGGGGGCUGUCUGGGGUCACUGCAGAAUGGAGAGGUGACCACGACUGUGUCGGUUAUACCCAGGAGGAACACUCUGCCUGCCGUGGAGAACAGCAGGUUACAUCGAGGGUGUUCAUUUGAGACCAGCAGCCAUCACCGUCCGAUCUAUUUCAACAACCAAGGCCAAUCUGUGGAGUGUGUCAACGAUGGCUUCAGUUCUUACCUGAGAACAAAGGCCCCUCUGACACGUUCGGACAGUGGCGACUCGGAGGACAACUAUGUGCCUAUGAACCCAGGCUCAUCUCCCCUCAACGCCGCCCAGGCGGACAGCCCCAAAAAUAUCUACAUCCCCAUGAGCCCCGGGCCGCACCACUUUGACUUCCCAGGGUUCUCAGCCACACUACCUGCCCGGAAGGGAAGUACCGCCUCGCUGUGUCACCGACCGGGGAGGCUGAGUGACGUCACACCACCACCUAUAAAUCGCAACCUCAAACCCAACAGGAAAUCCAAGCCGACACCUCUGGAUCUGAGGAACAAUGGCAUCAUUGAUGAGCUCCCAUUUAAGAGUCCAAUCACCAUGUCCUGGACACGACCCAUGCCUAUGAACUCAGGUGGCAUGUCCUCCCAGCACUGCAGACCCAUCUCCACCCAGAGUAUCACCAGCACUGACUCCGCAGACAGCGAGGAGAACUACGUAGCCAUGCAGAAUCCAGCGUCUACCUCCCCAGCAGUGAGUGGUACCAGCAGCCCCGCCCCUCGGAAGUGUGGCAACGUGGACUACUUGGCUCUGGACUUCCAGCCGGGCUCCCCCAGUCCACACAGAAAGCCCUCUACGUCCUCGGUGACAUCUGAUGAGAAGGUGGAUUAUGUCCAGGUGGACAAGGAGAAGACGCAGGCCCUCCAGAACACCAUGCAGGAGUGGACAGACGUCCGACAGUCCACCGACCCCGCCCCUAAGACUGUAAAGUCCUGACAGUAACCAUGGGGAAGACACAGCGCUCUGACCUUACCUCAUGUCAAGACAAGCAUCUCCUAUAGGAUGUUACACUGUUACUGACAGAAGUCAGUUUGAGGAGUGAAGGACCAUUCAUGGUUGGCGGAGACACAGUUUACCUCUGUUGGACAAGCUAAAAUGACUUGAGGACUGAAAUGAGGACUAAAAUGAGUUGAGGACCGAAGUAAGGACCGAAAUGAGGACUGAAAUGAGUUGAGGACUGAAAUGAGGACUAAAAUGAGUUGAGGACUGAAAUGAGGACUAAAAUGAGGACUAAAAUGAGUUCAGUCCCGAAAUAAGGACCGAAAUGAGUUGAGGACUGAAAUAAGGACUAAAAUGAGUUGAGGACCGAAAUGAGGACCGAAAUGAGGACUAAAAUGAGUUGAGGACUGAAAUGAGUUGAGGACUGAAAUGAGGAUUUAAAUGAGUUGAGGACUGAAAUGAGGACUAAAAUGAGUUGAGGACCGAAAUGAGGACUAAAAUGAGUUGAGGACUGAAAUGAGUUGAGGACUGAAAUGAGGAUUUAAAUGAGUUGAGGACUGAAAUGAGGACUAAAAUGAGUUGAGGACCGAAAUGAGGACUAAAAUGAGUUGAGGACUGAAAUGAGUUGAGGACUGAAAUGAGGAUUUAAAUGAGUUGAGGACUGAAAUGAGGAUUUAAAUGAGUUGAGGACUGAAAUGAGGACUGAAAUGAGGAUUUAAAUGAGUUGAGGACUGAAAUGAGGACUGAAAUGAGGAUUUAAAUGAGUUGAGGACCGAAAUGAGGACUGAAAUGAGGACUUGGCUCAAAAAGAGGAGACUAAAAGUCAACGCCUCGCUGUGUUCUGUGGUGAUAAUCAGUGCUGUGCAGCCAACGCUUGAUGCAGUCGGACAGAGACCCAACCUGAACCUGCCAAAGCUUUUCUUCCUAAAGAGACUGUUAAAGCUGGACUGGAGUGAUAGGAACUUGCCUUCCCGAAUACUAACCUGUACAGUAACCUUUCUUCUCGAUUUUUCUCUGACUCUGUCAAGCUUUGGGAACAACUCUUCUAGUUCUUCUCUACAGCCAUUUCAACUGUAACACAACGUUGAGUGUGUUUUCUUCCUGUUUAGCGGGUCAGCUAAUGUACAUAGCUACUGUAAAACUAUUUGCUUCCAGUCAAACUGCUAUCGUUAUCUAACCACCCAACCAGGCAGUGGAAUUGUAUCAGGAAUGCAUAUUCUAUUACAGAUGCAGCCUCAUUUUGCUUGAUAGGACA